AUGAUGAAGCCUCCCAAUUGCAUGGAUGUAGAGGAGGCAGCUGACAUUGUACAAACUCUCCUCUACCACUCUACUCCUUUAACACGAAUAUGCAACACUAGUGUUGAUUGUUUGUGGAAAUGUCGAAAUAAAAGAUUAAGCACACCACCGUACUGUGCUUUUCACAUUACCAAGCAGCAAUCAUGUGGAGCAGCAGCUUGUAGUACAUUUGUGAAUGCUACAAUGCCUUCACCUUGUUGGAGAACCUUAAAUUCAUUUAUGACUUCAACUAUGUAUGCUCGUUUUAUCCCAUCGCACCAACUGAAACUGCAACAGUGGCAGAAUGGAUCCAGGAGCACUCUUCUGCCGGACUCCACCAAAAUGACUAAAUCACUAACAUACUUUAGAAUUGCAAGUCCAUUUAUUUGUCUAAAAGCCACAACUGAUGUGGUUGUUAUAGUAAAUGAUGACAAGCAUAUGAAUUGGAAUGCGACCAGUGUGAUGGCUAUAGUAGAACAAAAUAAAAGUGUUAAAGGUGGUUCAGUAACGGAGGUUGGUUUAAUUCCUCUUCAGCAACCACAACAAUCAAUGAUGAAGCACUCAAUCCCAACGUUGGAUGUCGUUUUGCAGGGCGAUUCACCCACUGCACCGUUUUUGUCUUGGCAAGUUCUAUUACCAAAAUCAAAUGACACAGUCUUUUGCCUGUAUUCUUCCAAAUUGAAUCUUCUCUCUCUUCUCAAAGUUGCUUAUAUUCACCUUUUACCUUCCCCAUUCCCCUUCCAUCUUCACACUUCUGCUCGUAGUUUUCACCUCAAAAGUUUUGACGCAUCUGAGCAGUUGCACUUUGCUUGGCCAUACCCGUCUCCUCACGUGAAAUGGGAUUUAGUAUUUGUGCUCGUAGAAUUUACAAAACAAUCGAAUGAUGAAAAAUUGGGAGAUUGCAUGUGCAUAUCGACACAAAUGAAACGGCGAAGUCGAGGGAAAAACUUUACUCUUACCACCAACUUCCAUUUCUUGAAGGCAGCACUUCUAACUAUUGACGCAAGAUCAUUGCCACUAUUGUCACAUGCCACAUCACGGGCUUAUUACCGGUUACUAUCAACAGAAAAUUGCGAAAUCAUCUACACUUUUGCUUAUCUCAAGAUCUCAGAAGAAAUGAAAUAA
Messenger RNA from Echinococcus granulosus, 1143 nucleotides. RefSeq lists its product as hypothetical. The transcript is spliced from 8 exons. The record is from RefSeq and is a predicted model, not a curated record. The coding region runs from base 1 to 1143 and encodes 380 amino acids. Lineage: Eukaryota; Metazoa; Platyhelminthes; Cestoda; Cyclophyllidea; Taeniidae.